ACAUACUAUAUCUUGUGUUGGUGACUAAAGCGAAGUUUGUAAGACCCCAGCGGUCUGGCCACUGCUGAGCAGUACUUGCAUGGUGCAGAGGUUUCCUUUUGUCUGUUCUCCUCCCCCUGCACCUCCAUAUCAUCCCAUAAAUUAGCUGCCAGCGCACAUGACCACGGGAUAGGACAUAGUUUAGGACAGGGGAUCCCAGCAAGUGAGAGGGAUGUUCUGUAUUGUAUGAUGUGCUCGGCAGUAAAAGUUGAGCGAAAGGCGGUGGGGGACGUUUAAAGUUGUAGUUUGUGUGUCUUCCCAAGGGAUUUUUCAACGUGCUGAGGGCCAUAUUUUCCAGGAAGGAGCCUGUCAAUAGGAACUAACUAAAUGUAUUAUUUUCCAUUGCCUGUGCCUGCAGCUUUGUCUCUGCUGUGAGACAAGUUUACUAUAAUCCCCAUGUUUUCAGCUUUUCUUUUCCCACGUCCUCCUGGUCCUGCUGGGAAAGCGCUUUGUCCCGCUGACCCUGCCACAGGUUCCAUAAGCUCCUUGCACUGCCCCUCUAAGCAUAUAAAACAAAAAACAACCAAAACUAAACCAAAACCAAUAAACACCGCAUGCGCAGUAGCGAAAAAAGAUGCACGCCCAGCAGCCUUAUUUUCUAUGCAAGCGCAGCAUUAGAGGGGAGGGGAAGGCGGUCACAUGAGCAGUGCGAACCGUCUCUAAAAUGGCCGCUUACUUGCAGUGGCGCCGGUUCGUCUUCUUCGACAGGGAGAUGGUAAAGGAGCCACUGGGGACGGAUGGGGCCGGGGGAAAGCCCUUCGCGCUUCCCCCAGGCAUCACGGUCUGCGACUCGGGCCGGGGAAGCCUGGUUUUUGGAGAUAUGGAGGGUCAAAUUUGGUUUCUGCCUCGCUCCCUUCAGCUCAGUAGUUUUCAAGCUUACAAGCUUAGAGUAACACAUCUGUAUCAGCUGAAGCAGCACAGCAUCUUGGUUUCUGUUGGUGAGGAUGAAGAGGGUAUUAACCCCUUGGUUAAGGUUUGGAACCUGGAAAAACGAGAUGGUGGCAAUCCUCUGUGCACACGAAUUUUCCCAGCCAUACCAGGUAACAAGCCCACAGUUGUAUCCUGCCUAACUGUCCAUGAGAAUCUUAAUUUCAUGGCUAUUGGUUUUGCAGAUGGGAGUGUUGUACUUACAAAAGGAGACAUCACUAGAGAUCGGCAUAGUAAGACCCAGAUCCUACAUGAAGGCAGUUAUCCUGUUACUGGCUUAGCUUUCCGACAGUCUGGUAAAACAACGCAUCUGUUUGUGGUGACCACAGAAAACAUCCAGUCUUACAUGCUGUCAGUGAAAGACUAUCCUCACCUGGAGCUGGAUACGCAUGGUUGUGGACUGCGCUGUUCGUCUCUCAGUGACCCUUCCCAGGAUCUCCAGUUCAUUGUGGCAGGAAAUGAAUGUGUGUACCUUUAUCAACCGGAUGAGCGUGGCCCCUGCUUUGCCUUCGAGGGACACAAGCUGAUUGUGCACUGGUAUCGGGGAUACCUCAUCAUUGUCUCCAAGGACCGAAAGACUUCUCCAAAGUCGGAGUUUGCUGGGAAUGAGGCACAGAAUUCUGACAAACAAGUCCUGAAUAUUUAUGACUUGUGUAAUAAAUUCAUUGCAUACAGCUCAAUCUUCGAUGAUAUAGUGGAUGUCUUAGCAGAGUGGGGUUCUCUCUAUGUGCUGACCAGAGAUGGGAAGAUUCAUGUUCUGCAGGAGAAGGAUACACAAACCAAACUUGAGAUGCUCUUCAGAAAGAACUUAUUUGAAAUGGCCAUUAACCUUGCCAAGAGCCACCACUUGGACAGUGAUGGUUUGUCAGAGAUUUUCCGGCAGUAUGGUGAUCAUCUGUAUAAUAAGGGAAACCAUGAUGGAGCCAUACAGCAGUAUAUCCGAACUAUAGGGAAGCUGGAACCCUCUUAUGUUAUUCGGAAGUUCCUGGAUGCUCAGCGUAUCCACAAUCUCACCGCUUAUUUGCAGACGCUGCACCUGCAGUCCCUGGCCAAUGCAGACCAUACUACACUUCUGUUGAAUUGCUAUACUAAACUCAAAGACAGUUCCAAACUGGAGGAGUUCAUUAAGACAAGCGAGAGCGAGGUCCACUUUGAUGUGGAAACAGCAAUCAAGGUGCUUCGUCAAGCAGGUUACUACUCCCAUGCCGUGUACCUGGCAGAGAAGCAUGCGCAUCAUGAAUGGUACCUCAAAAUCCAGCUAGAGGACAUCAAAAACUACCAAGAAGCUUUGCGCUAUAUUGGAAAGCUGCCUUUUGAUCAGGCAGAGAGUAACAUGAAGCGAUAUGGGAAAACCCUGAUGCACCAUGUCCCUAAUGAGACCACAGAAUUGUUGAAGGUCCUUUGCACUGAUUACCAGCCAGCAGGAGACAAUGAAGGCCCUGGGAUGCUGGAUGGAAAAAAGGCUAAUUCAGAGGAGUUCAUUCCAGUCUUUGCCAACAACUCCCGAGAACUGAAGGCUUUUCUGGAGCACAUGACUGAGGUGCAGGCUGACUCUCCACAAGGUGUCUAUGACACUUUACUGGAACUUCGACUCCAGAACUGGGCACAUGAACAAGAUGAGCAGAUCAAGGAGAAGCUGCACAUUGAAACCCUUACCCUUCUGAAGAGUGGAAGGUUCAAAACAGUGUUUGAUAAGGCCUUGGUCUUGUGUCAGAUGCACAAUUUCAAGGAUGGUGUCCUCUACCUCUAUGAGCAGGGCAAACUUUUCCAACAGAUCAUGCACUAUCACAUGCAGAAUGAGCAGUACAAGAAGGUGAUUGAGGUGUGUGAGUUGUAUGGAGACCAAGAGGCGUGUCUCUGGGAACAGGCUCUCGGCUAUUUUGCCCGAAAAGAGGAGGACUGCAAAGAGUAUAUUGCUGCGGUGCUGAAACACAUUGAGAACAAGAAUCUUAUGCCUCCGCUGCUUGUUGUGCAGACACUAGCUCAUAACUCCACAGCCACACUGUCUGUGAUUAAGGAUUAUCUUGUCAACAAGCUGCAGAAGCAGAGCCGUCAAAUAGAGCAGGAUGAGCAGAGAAUUCAAAAAUACCGUGAAGAAACAACAAGGAUCCGCCAGGAAAUAGAAGAUCUAAAAUCAAGUCCCAAGAUCUUUCAGAAGACCAAGUGCAGCAUUUGCACCAGUGCCCUGGAGCUGCCCUCAGUCCACUUUCUAUGUGGCCAUUCCUUCCAUCAGCAUUGCUUUGAAAGCUACUCUGAGAGUGAUUCUGAAUGUCCUACUUGCAUGCCAGAAAACCGCAAAGUAAUGGACAUGAUCCGAGCCCAGGAUCAGAAGAGAGAUCUGCAUGAUCAGUUUCAGCAUCAGCUCAAGUGUUCCAGUGAUGGCUUCUCCGUUGUGGCUGACUACUUUGGUCGGGGCGUCUUCAACAAGCUCACCAUCAUCACGGACUUGCCAGCAGGAAAGGCAGCGACCACCAUUGAGGCUGGCUUGCAGCGGGAGCUGCUCAUCCACACCAAGCGCAGCACCUGACUCAGUCCGCGUCACUGCGCCCCCGGGGGUGUAUGGGGUCCCCGGGGUUUCUUCGGGUCUCUCCAUGCGGGCUAUGGGCUGUCCCCUCUCAUGCUGCUCUGUCCCUCGGACCCCAAUAAACCGAACGAGCCGGGCAGUGCCGCGAAUGCUGGGGGACUGGGCCUCUAGCUAGGCGCCGGUCACGCGGGCAGUCGGAUGUGACGUUAGGUGGGAGGUGCCCCGUGGCAGUGAGAGGCUCUGAGGGCGGGCGGAGUAAUGGCUGAGCCGGGGCGAGAACGGCGUGGGCGGCAGAGCGGUCCGCGUGGGCACCCGCCGGAGCCAGCUGGCCCGAGUUCAGACCGACAGCAUAGUUGAAAUG
Molecule: messenger RNA, 3851 nt
Organism: Calypte anna (Anna's hummingbird)
Lineage: Eukaryota; Metazoa; Chordata; Aves; Apodiformes; Trochilidae
Gene: VPS11
Product: VPS11 core subunit of CORVET and HOPS complexes
Exons: 18
Coding region: 704-3493 (929 amino acids)
Biological process (GO): intracellular protein transport; organelle fusion; vesicle-mediated transport
Cellular component (GO): endosome; cytoplasm; HOPS complex
Molecular function (GO): hydroxymethylbilane synthase activity; protein binding; protein-macromolecule adaptor activity
Source: RefSeq, a predicted model, not a curated record